Adelges cooleyi (spruce gall adelgid) is the source of this 1046-nucleotide messenger RNA. RefSeq names its product heme oxygenase 1 (gene Ho). Gene Ontology annotation, molecular function: heme oxygenase (decyclizing) activity. The record is from RefSeq and is a predicted model, not a curated record. Gene Ontology annotation, biological process: heme oxidation. The transcript has 2 exons. NCBI's taxonomy places the organism in Eukaryota, Metazoa, Arthropoda, Insecta, Hemiptera, Adelgidae. Bases 111 to 893 code for a protein of 260 amino acids.
AUUACUGAUAAUACAAUGCGUAUUAUGGUCAGUUACUCACAAAUAAAUUAUAAAUUAUGUAAAUUUUUUAUUUCCUAGCUACCAAAAUUUAAAAAAAUAAUUGAAAAAUCAUGUCGGUGCCCUUAACAAAUGUUGAAGAGAAUAGUUGCAACAAAAAUAAGUCAUACUCUGUAGAAGUUAAUUUUACUGAACGGAUGAGGAGGGAAACAAGAAAAGAACACCGCAUUAGUGAUGCUUUAAUUAAUGCAAAAUUGACAAUAGGCAUGACAGAUAGCAAGGUAUGGGUGGAAGGAUUACGUCGAUUUUAUGUUGUAUAUCGCUACCUAGAAAUUGCAAUGAAAAAAGAAGACAAUCACAAUCUUCAUACAUUUUCCAAAAUUAAUGGGUUAUUCCGUACUGAACGAUUUGAAAGCAGUUUGCGCCACUAUUUAGGUGAAAAAUGGCUAAAAGCAUUAACAAAAACUAAAGCUACAGAAGAAUAUUUAAACUACUUGCAGCAGUUAGAAAAAGAAAGUCACACAUUAUUGUCACCUUUUAUUUACCACAUGUACAUGGGAAUAUUGUCUGGCGGUCAAGUGUUAAUGGCAAAACAAAGAAUGGCUUUUUCAGAUGGAAAGGGAUCAGAAGCAUUUUACUUUGAUAUUAAUGUAAAGGAAGCAAAAUGUGAACUUAAAAAAUCGAUGAAUGAAUUGGCUGAUAAACUGGAUGAUGAAACAAAACUUAGGCUGUUAAAAGAAAGUAAAAUGGUUUAUUUAUUAAAUAACAAAUUAGUAAAAGAAGUUAAAAUUCCUACUGAAGUUUUAUUAAUGAGGUUAAUGUUUGUUAUUGGGAUUUUUAUUUUUAUAAUUUUGUUAUGGAAAGUUUCAAAAACAUUUCUUAUGGUGUUAUUUUAAUUAAUAUGACAUAUGUUUAUAUAAUUUAUGAUCUUUAUUGGUGAAUUUAAAGACUAAUUUAAAACAAAAAUGUUUAAUAGAGUUUAUUUAAAGAAAAAUUACACAACAAUUUAGUUGUGUGUAAAUGGUAAAUUUGUAUGUACAGUAUAUUAU